Austrofundulus limnaeus is the source of this 2267-nucleotide messenger RNA. It is a transcript of the gene shc2, whose product is annotated as SHC (Src homology 2 domain containing) transforming protein 2. NCBI's taxonomy places the organism in Eukaryota, Metazoa, Chordata, Actinopteri, Cyprinodontiformes, Rivulidae. The record is from RefSeq and is a predicted model, not a curated record. Gene Ontology annotation, cellular component: plasma membrane. Gene Ontology annotation, molecular function: receptor tyrosine kinase binding. Gene Ontology annotation, biological process: intracellular signal transduction; cell surface receptor protein tyrosine kinase signaling pathway.
CCUCCCCUCUUCCCCUCCGUCCUCUGUCCAUCCUCUGUCCAUCCUCUGUCUGUCCAGCUUCAAGCGGCUCCUCCGGGCAUGCUCCUUAAGCCAAAGUAUGGCCGCUUUCGCAACGAGUCUGUGACCUCCUCUGACGACCUGAUGCAGAGCCUAGCCAUGAGUGGCAAAGUCGUGGCCACGCCGGUGGUCUCUUCCUCCACCCCGAGCCUUCCUCUGCCUCCUCUGCCUCCUCUGGAUCCCGGCACCAGGUCUUCCUCCUCGGCGGGGGCUGCAGCCCUGGCAGAAUCCCCCUGCCUCGAUGGGGAUCAAGACGCCACCACGACCUUCUGCAUGCUCAUCCCAAAGAUGCCCCAGUGGAAGUUCUCCAACUCCCUCCUCAGCAGGAGCCCGUCCAACUCCAGCUCCAGCUCCAGCUCCAGCUCCAGCAAGGACUCGGGCAAAGCGUCGGCGGCACUGGCUCCUCCCCAGGCCUCCGCUUCUUCCUCUUCGCCGUCGACCAGGCCCAGUGGGGGGCUCGCCGCCAGCGGGCCCGUCGCCAGCCUCGCAGCCGUGCUGAACUCGUGUGACCCUGUCUGUGUCACCCCCUGUUCUCUGCAGGCCAUCCGAGGGCAACGGGCGGUGGCAUCUGCGRGCGCCGCCGGCCCGGGAGGUCACGGCGUCAGGGUGGCGGAGGUCACAGGGAGCCCUGGCACCAGAUCAGGGAUGAAUCGCAGGGUGAGGGUGGAAGGCAUGUGGCUGGGGGGUGAGGACCUCAACCAGAAGGGCAGCUUCAUCCACAAACCCACCCAGGGCUGGCUGCACCCUGACAAGAAAAUUGUAGGACAAGGAGCCUCUUACAUUGUCAGGUACAUGGGUUGCAUUGAGGUGCUGAAGUCAAUGCGCUCUCUGGACUUUAACACACGGACUCAGGUGACAAGGGAAGCCAUCAACAGACUGUGUGAAGCUGUGCCAGGAGGGAAGGGGGCGUGGAGGAAAAAGACUCCUAACAAAGCUCUACAGUCAGUCAUGGGGAAAAGUAACCUGCGGUUUGCAGGCAUGAGCAUCGCUGUAAACAUUUCUGUAGACGGGCUCGGUCUGCUCGUCCCAACCACUCGACAGAUGAUAGCACAUCAUCCUAUGCAGUCCAUCUCUUUUGCCUCUGGAGGAGACACAGACACACCUGAUUAUGUUGCAUAUGUGGCCAAAGACCCAGUGAAUCAGAGAGCAUGCCACAUCCUGGAGUGCUCUGACGGUUUAGCCCAGAGUGUCAUCAGUACCAUUGGGCAGGCCUUCGAAUUACAGUUCAAACAGUAUCUACACAGUCCUCCUAAAACCAUGGCUUCUGUAGAGAGGCCCGUCAGGAUGGAGGAGCCGAUGUGGGCGGAGGAUGAAGAUUUCUCUGAACAUGAUUACUACAACAGCAUCCCAGGGAAGGAGCCCCCUGUUGGGGGAGUUGUGGACUCCAGACUCAGGCCCAUUGGAGCCCUCCUGGGUCACAUUCACACCCAACCACAGAGCAAAAUGCCGCAUCAGAUGGGAUCACCAGCCAGGAGAGAGCAGGCRUCUUACCCACCUGGACAGCUGUGUUAUGAGCUUCACUGGGACACUGAGACCACCUGCAGCUCAGAUGGGUAUCUGUGUGCUGACGGUCAACCAUCGGGCACCAAGGACUACGAGGAGCACCAGUAUGUGAACACUCAGAGCCUGGAGAACCUGGAGUCUCUCACACACAGUGCAGAAGGACAUAAAGGGGUCAAGGCACACGACAGUCCAAAGAAAGACCUCUUCGACAUGAGGCCUUUUGAGGACGCCCUGAAGCUCCACGAGGCCUGCGGUGGAGCUGUUGGGUCCAGCACGACAGGAGGUUCUGGUUCUCAAGCUGCAGGGGCAGGUGCUCGAAACCCGGAGGACCAGUGGCCCAGUCCACCACGACGCAGGGCCCCCGUGGCCCCAAACGAGGAGCAGCUCCGCAGGGAGCCUUGGUACCACAGCUGCAUGAGCCGACGAGACGCAGAAAAGCUUCUGGUCCGAGACGGAGAUUUUCUCGUGCGGGAGAGCACCACCAACCCCGGGCAGUACGUGCUAACGGGCAUGCACUGUGGCCUGCCCAAACACUUACUGUUAGUGGACCCCGAGGGAGUGGUUCGGACAAAGGACAUGCUGUUUGAGAGUAUCGGCCAUCUUAUAUCAUACCACCUUAAGAACCAGUUGCCAAUCGUGGCAGCAGAAAGUGAGCUCCACCUUAAACAGAUUGUCAGGAGGAAACUGUGACCCAACAGGUUGAGAUG